AUGAUUAAGCAAGCAUAUGCAGGUGAGGCCUUUUCAAGAAGUCGUGCUUUUGAGUGGUACAAAAGGUUUCUUGAAGGCAGAGAUUCAGUGCCAGACGAUUCCAGAGCUAGUCGCCCGUCUAUAGCACAUACCAAUGCAAACGUAGAGCGUGUAAGGCAGUUAUUGCAAGAAGACCGUCGUGUAACUGUGGAUAUGAUAUCUGAGGAACGGAAUUUGAAUCUUUAUGUUUGUCAUAAAAUUUUACGUGAAGAUUUAUGGGUAUUUAAUGCAAGAAUAAUCCCUCACUCACUAACAGAUGAACAGGAAGAGAUGGAAAUUCUCUUUUAUAUUUCUUUAGAAAAAGAGCGGGACCAAUAA
Messenger RNA from Stegodyphus dumicola, 357 nucleotides. RefSeq names its product protein GVQW3-like. The record is from RefSeq and is a predicted model, not a curated record. Lineage: Eukaryota; Metazoa; Arthropoda; Arachnida; Araneae; Eresidae.